AUGUUCAGGAGCGUACAAAAGGCAGGCAUCCGGGUCAUGCCCGCAAGCCGAGUCGAGAGCCUCAUGAUCUCUGGCAAAAACCAUCGUAUUACGGGCGUGGUCGUACAGCUUAUCAGUCCUGGUUGGAAGUCCUUCAAUCGUCACGAGUCUCACGCGCCGUGGUCAAAAGCUUCAGCUUUCCGUUCCUGGGCUGACCGAUGUGUUCCUCAGCCGCGCAAGAAGCAGCUCCCAGAACUUCGCCAAGUGGCGCCCCAGGGCACUCGCGGCGACAACGGAUCAGGCAAGCGGCUUGGUCAGUCUGUAGGCGGCGUGACGGGCAAUAUGGACCCCUUUCGAGAGAGCGUCAUCGUCUCGCAUGAGGGCCGGCGCUUCAUCACCGAGCCCAUCAGCGGCCUGUUCAUAGCUGAUGGCGCUUUUGGCCCGCUUAAGCAAGCCAACGGUCGGUAA
Messenger RNA from Verticillium alfalfae VaMs.102, 447 nucleotides. RefSeq lists its product with no specific name. The record is from RefSeq and is a predicted model, not a curated record. Bases 1 to 447 code for a protein of 148 amino acids. The transcript is spliced from 2 exons. NCBI's taxonomy places the organism in Eukaryota, Fungi, Ascomycota, Sordariomycetes, Glomerellales, Plectosphaerellaceae.